This is a messenger RNA of Talpa occidentalis (Iberian mole), 3385 nucleotides long. It is a transcript of the gene MBOAT2, whose product is annotated as membrane bound O-acyltransferase domain containing 2. Gene Ontology annotation, cellular component: membrane. Bases 28 to 1611 code for a protein of 527 amino acids. Gene Ontology annotation, biological process: lipid modification. The record is from RefSeq and is a predicted model, not a curated record. Lineage: Eukaryota; Metazoa; Chordata; Mammalia; Eulipotyphla; Talpidae. The transcript has 13 exons. Gene Ontology annotation, molecular function: acyltransferase activity.
GGAGGAGAAUGGCCCCUCCGGCCAGGGAUGCUUCCCCGUGAGGCGCUGUGUUACUCGCCGCGACUUGGGGUCCUCCCUCCCCUCAGCCGUGGCUGGUUCUCACUUUUCCGAGCUGCCGUCCAGGUCAACUUCGUCGUGUGCCAGCUCUUCGCCUUGCUAGCAGCCGUGUGGUUUCGGACUUACCUUCGUUCCAGCAAAACCAGCUCUUUUAUAAGACAUGUCGUCGCCACCCUCUUGGGCCUUUAUCUUGCACUUUUUUGCUUUGGAUGGUACGCCUUGCACUUCCUGGUGCAGAGCGGGGUCUCCUACUGCAUCAUGGUGCUCGUCGGCGUGGAGAGCAUGCACAAAUACUGCUUCGUGUUCGCGCUGGGCUACCUGAGCGUGUGCCAGAUCACCAGGGUGUACAUCUUUGACUACGGACAAUAUUCUGCCGAUUUUUCAGGCCCGAUGAUGAUAAUCACCCAGAAGAUCACUAGUUUGGCUCAUGAAAUUCACGAUGGGAUGUUCCGAAAGGAUGAAGAGCUGACUCCCUCUCAGAGAGGCCUCGCUGUGAGGCGCAUGCCCAGCCUGCUGGAGUACCUCAGCUACACCUGCAACUUCAUGGGCAUCCUGGCCGGCCCCCUGUGCUCAUACAAGGACUACAUCACCUUCAUCGAAGGCCGAGCAUACCGCACCUUGCAUUCAGGUGAAAACGACAAGGAGGAAGCGCAGCACGGGAGGCUGGAGCCCUCGCCAAACGCCGCCGUGGUGCAGAAGCUCCUCGUGUGCGCGCUGUCCCUGCUGCUGCACCUGACCAUCGCCCCGUCGCUGCCGGUGGAGUACAACAUCGACGGGCACUUCCAGGCCACCGCCUCGUGGCCAGCCAGGGUCGUGUAUCUGUACAUCUCUCUCUUGGCUGCCAGACCCAAGUACUAUUUUGCGUGGACAUUAGCCGACGCUAUCAACAACGCCGCGGGCUUCGGCUUCCGAGGGUAUGACAGAGACGGAGCAGCUCGUUGGGACUUGAUUUCCAACUUGAGAAUUCAGCAAAUAGAGAUGUCUACAAGUUUCAAGAUGUUUCUUGAUAACUGGAAUAUUCAGACAGCUCUUUGGCUCAAAAGGGUGUGCUACGAGCGAGCCUCCUUGAGUCCGACCAUCCAGACCUUCAUCCUCUCGGCCAUCUGGCACGGGGUGUACCCGGGCUACUACUUGACCUUCCUGACAGGCGUGGUGAUGACGCUGGCAGCGCGCACUAUGAGAAAUAACUUUAGACAUUAUUUCAUCGAGCCUCCCCAGCUUAAGUUGCUGUACGAUGUUGUGACGUGGAUAGUCACUCAAGUAGCAAUAAGUUACACGGUCGUGCCCUUUGUACUUCUUUCUGUAAAACCAUCAUUCAUGUUUUACAGCUCCUGGUAUUACUGCCUUCACAUUGUCGGGGUAUUAGUGUUACUGUUGCUGCCGGGGAAGAAACCUCAGAGGGGGACGAACACGCACGAGAAUGCCCAGCUGCCACAACCCAAAAAGUUCGAUGACAGAGACGAUUCUUUGGGGCAGAACAGCUUUUCCACCACAAACAAUGUUUGCAAUCAGAACCGAGAAAGAGCCUCGAGACAUUCCUCGUUGAGGCAAUGAUGAGAACGCCUGGGCCGGCAGUUUCUCCACAUUAACGGAAACCUUUCUUAGCACCUUUCCAGGGGGUUGUGCGUGUUUGCAGAGACGCAGUCGGGGAGACCAGGCAUUUGUAGGCGGGGAGUCCCCUGUACGCCAGGUCAGAAUGGAGGGGGACCUCGCGGGCCACGCCUUAUAGAAAGUGCUCCCAUGAACGACCGGGGCGCUCAGGGCCAGCGCGUGUCCACGGGGGCGCUGCUGCUCUGCUCCUGCCUGUGUGUCCAGUCCCGAGGCCCGGGAGGUGGGAGGCUGACGGUGUCCAUCUGGAUGAUUGAGAGAGAUGAUCAACUUUUCAAAUGAAUGUCUUGCCUUAAACCCUCUCUUUCCUAAACUGUUGUUCCCAGGGGUCUUUGCAAGUGUGAGCUUGUGAGGAUGCGCCUUCAUGUCUCCGCAGUGUGCUGUGAAGGAACUGGGGGGCCCAAAACAGGCUAAGAUUGUGGAGACUCCGAAAUUGCAAUAAACAUCUCAGUAUUGAAGGGUUUUCUUAAAGUAUCUCCAGUGACCGCAGCUCAUGGGGAGCCGUAAAGAGAAGCAGAUGCCAAAUCACAGGGACCUGGUUUUCCUGAGAGUGUGAUCGUGUGUCCGCCAGAGAGCCGGCAGGGAGGGUUUCCUGGCCACCGUGGAAAUGUGGUAUUUUAAGCUUAUUUCCUUCAAAACAAGAGCGAAGACGAGGAAGGAAGGAAGGAAGGCAGGAAGGCAUGAACGAAGGCCACCGGGGGAGGGAGGCCUGCGGGCAGCUGGAGGGGGGCACCCAGGCCCCCGGGGCAGGCCCUCCCUGUGGGCCUGAGGUUCAACCCCUUGUUAACACUUUGGACCUUUAAGUGAAAUUUAUGAAACCAAAACCACCUAGAACUGGAAGGGGAUGGAGAAGCUGCCAGACGGCUUGCCAGUCUCGAGAGACGCCCUGGGCAGGCCACUGCGCUCCGGCCACUCUCUGCCCCUUGACAGUUGGAUUCGUGUUUGGGAAAGUUUGCGGGAAAUGAAAGCGCUAAGUCACUGGCGAACCACACUUUUAGAGAAAGCUGAACAUUAGCUUCUAGACUCGUAGCUUCUCACAUUAAAUUCGCUGUUAAUGCUUGUUAAUGGGUUUUAGAGUCUUAAGUAGAAAAAUGAGCUUUUUAAUUUUAUGGGCCAUUUUGCCCCUGUUGAACUCUCGGGAGAGCCCAGAGGCAUGAGGGCUAGAGUGGCUGAGGCAGGAGAGUGGCUUGUGAGCCUGGUGUAGACAGGCCUGGGUGCAGAUCUGAUCAGAGAGAGGAGCUGGGGCCCUGGGUGUUCCUCUUCAUUUGACCAAUCUUUUGUAGAACUUACUUUCUUUUGCCUUAAAUUUUUAAAUGAAGUGCUAAAUUGUCUACCUAUGCUCAGUCUGUUUUGGGAUUUCUGUCAUUAAUAAAUUUGCGAUGAAGUUAAGGGCCGGACUAUUACCUGGCAUUAUCUAUGUAGCAUUUCAUUUAAAGAAGCAAGGAAAAGCAUACUUGCUUGGAACGUCUGAGCACUCAGCAGAAAUUUAUAGAACUUCAGAAAUAUCCUAGUCUUUGUUGAUAUGUAAUGUUUUUCUUUUUCUCAAGGUAAAUUGUUUCUAUUCCCCCAAGAAAGGAAAGAAAGGACAGGUAGCUAAAUCAAUUUCUCUCUUUCUUUUUUUUUAAAGAUUUAUUUAUUUAUUUAUACAGUACUGGGUACAGUCAGAAGCGCGGGAGGGUGAGCGAAUUCACCAGAGCCAGAGGGGAGAACAGAAGGCAGA